Molecule: messenger RNA, 1989 nt
Organism: Vicia villosa (hairy vetch)
Lineage: Eukaryota; Viridiplantae; Streptophyta; Magnoliopsida; Fabales; Fabaceae
Exons: 4
Coding region: 720-1805 (361 amino acids)
Source: RefSeq, a predicted model, not a curated record
AAUGGUUUAUGAAAGAAAAUUGAUUCAGAAGUAGCGGUUGCCAGCUGUGCAACCACUUUGCUUUCUUCCCCUUCUUCUUUCUCCCACUUCUUCCACUCACUCCUCUAUUUCCUCAAUCUUCUUUCUUAGGGUUUUCAAUUUCACACUUCCACUUUCUACUCUUCCCUCUCCUAACACAACACGCUUCUACAAUCACUCAAUCCAACAACACAAUCAUCAUCAUAAUCACAGUUUCUGGGCUUUCUUUCGGAUUUUCUUGGUGAAUCACUUCUGUUGCAAGUGGAGUUUAAUAUUAGUGUCUGUUUUGAUAUGUUGGUUAAAGGUGGAAUUCGUCAAAUACUGAGAUUUUUGUGUGUUCAAACCACUGGACUUCGGAAUGCAACUGUGACUUGUUUUGAAAGUAUAUACUGGAGUAUGUAAAUUCCAAUUUAGUUAAAUAGGUCGUAUUUGAAGCAUUUAGGGGUUGGGUUUUAUUGUGGUAUUCUGAAAAAAUAGCUAAAACGGGGUCGCUUUGUUGUGUGGCUUCACGGCCACAUGGAUCAAGUGCUGACAGCAGGGACUGGUCAUUGGGUUCGCAUGAGCCUUACUGGAGAACUAACACGAGCUAUUCACCACCUCCGUCGAGGUGGGAUUUCAGAUUCCAGUCUGAAGGACUGCCUUAUAAUUUGAAUGAUCAACUCUAUGACGGAUCUUCUACAUCAUCAGAUGGGAAAGAAAGUAUGACUUUGGUCAGAGGCAACCACCUAUAUGAUCUUCACUAUUCCGUUUCAGAUGGAACUGGAAUUUUCGUUAGCAAUUGUUCGUCUGAUAUUUCUCAGGGUCCUCAGUGGGUGCCUCCUGCAGUACAAGAAAUAAGUUUCGAUGAUUAUGAGGCUGCGAUCAGAAAAGAUCCUUGUCCUUCUUUAGGCCGGAUAUCUUUUACACCUGCUAAGGAGGGAACUUCUGAAAAUCCCAAUAAUAGAGGCUCCACUUCAACCCAUUCAGAAAGUAGCGAGUCUGAGUCUACUACAAGUUCACGAUUGUCCUCUCGGAGGAAUUUCUCUAAUCACCGCUCUUUCAUCUCUAAACCCAUUCAUCCUUUGUCAUUUCCAGACCUAACAACUACUAGGGAUGCCUUUGAUUCUCCUGCUCCAGAUUAUACAAGGUUUGAUACUUCUAAUUCACUCAGAGGUAGCCGGCGCUCAAGUAAUGCCAGCAGUAGUCAGGAUUCUGCAGAUAUUACUGAGUCAUUUGAAUUAGAAACACCUGCUUAUCCACAUACUCAUUCAGUUGGAUUUAGAUGCGGCUUGUGUGAAAGAUUUCUAUCACAAAGAUCACCUUGGAGUUUGCGCCGUAUUGUGAGAAGCGGAGACAUGCCUGCAGCUGGGGUUCUUCCUUGUUGUCAUGUUUUUCAUGCCGAAUGUUUGGAGCAGACAACACCAAAGACAAGGAAAAUCGAACCACCUUGCCCUGUGUGUGUCAAAUUAGAGGAGCAAUAUUCUCCUGAUCAACGAGGUGUUUUAAGAUUGAGGAAUAGUUUUCCUAAGUUCAAAUCAGUUUCUGAGGAUGGACCCUCAAGAACACGGGACGGCCCACAGGAAGGCGAUUGUGUCGGAGGAGCUCUACCGCCACACAAUGCCAUGUUCCUACUAAAUCGAAAUCGCAUCAUAAAAAACAUUUCAUUGAAGGGUAAUUUAAACAAAGAAUUUCCAGGCAAGGUGAAAAAAACCGGGGUCUAUUCUUCACAGCUGUUUACAGGCAGCUCAGCUGAUAUGGAAGUUGGUGUUUACUCGAAGGCGAAAGCCGGUUCAAGUAUUGAAAGUUAACAAAGUAAUUCUGAACAUCCAGAAGCUGACUUUCCCACGGUAGUUUAUCUAAAAUUUACGAUAUUGAUUCCUAACCCGGUAUGGUUUUGUAUAUUGAUUUGUUACACUUUUAUUAGAAGCCACACUUGGAAGUUGAUAUUAUUUUCCUAUUUUAUUAAUUUGAGUUUUGAUAUUUACUUUUCUU